Pestalotiopsis fici W106-1 is the source of this 981-nucleotide messenger RNA. RefSeq lists its product as uncharacterized. Gene Ontology annotation, biological process: regulation of store-operated calcium entry. Bases 1 to 981 code for a protein of 326 amino acids. Gene Ontology annotation, cellular component: endoplasmic reticulum membrane. NCBI's taxonomy places the organism in Eukaryota, Fungi, Ascomycota, Sordariomycetes, Amphisphaeriales, Sporocadaceae. The record is from RefSeq and is a predicted model, not a curated record. The transcript has 2 exons.
AUGGGCAACACCAAGCACCUCGCUUCGCUACUCACCUCCUGCUUGGCCGUCCUCUCCCUCGCCACGCCAUCGCUGGCGGCCACCAAACCCAAAAAUGCCAUCCUGCUGUCCGAGGUCCAGUCCUUGACGCUGCGCGGGGGCGCCAAGACGGCGCACCGCCGCGUGGCCGCCGCGCCCCAGCUCAAGUGCAUCUCGCACCCGAGCAUCUGCAAGCUGCACGACGUGGAUCUGAUGCGCUGCACGAACCAAGGGUCGGGCUACUCGGACGAGGAUAUCCAGUGGUCAUGUACCGCCAAUCUACCGCCGACGCUCAAGCUUGGCAGCACCGACGUCAUAUGCGAGGGGUACGCCUCUUCUGAUGACGAGUACGUUCUCAAGGGCAGCUGCGGCGUCGAGUACCGCCUCGUCCUGACAGACGAGGGCGACAAACGGUACCCGCACCUGCCCAAUGGCGGCGGCGGCGGCUGGGGAGGAAAGUCCAAGUCCAAGGAGGGCAUCGACUGGAGCGGUAUCCUCUUCAUGUUUUGUUUUGUCGGUGUUCUCAUGUGGAUGGUUUACUCAGGUUGCACCAAUGCACGCCAGGCUCGCAACAACACCACGACACGGCGGCCUAGGAGCGGCGGGGGAGGAGGAGGUGGUGGAUGGGGUCCCGGUGGUGGCGGAGGUGGCUUUGGAGGAGGCGACUGGGGAGAUGAUGAUCCGCCGCCGCCAUACAAGCCGAGUAGCAGCUCGUCUUCGCGGGCUGGUUGGCAACCUGGCUUCUUCACGGGCGCUGCAACUGGCGCUGCCGCUGGCUAUUAUGCGGGAAGUCGUGCCAACCGACAACAACAGCAGCAGCAGCAAAGAGGCUAUGGAAGCGGUAGUGCCGGAAGCAGUUGGUUCGGCGGCAGCGGCUCACCCUCCUCAAGCAACAAUGAUUCUGGCUCUAGCAGUAGUGCUCGUUACGAGAGCACUGGCUUCGGCAGCACAAGCCGACGAUGA